This is a messenger RNA of Ixodes scapularis (black-legged tick), 4507 nucleotides long. RefSeq names its product RRP12-like protein. The transcript has 33 exons. The record is from RefSeq and is a predicted model, not a curated record. Bases 163 to 4011 code for a protein of 1282 amino acids. NCBI's taxonomy places the organism in Eukaryota, Metazoa, Arthropoda, Arachnida, Ixodida, Ixodidae.
AUUCUAACUCAAGCUCGUUGAUCUAGGCACUCCGAGCUCUCAGCAAGCUAAAGGCAAAUGCAAAUCCAAUAUAAUCCAAUCUAAACAUCUUCCGAAUCCUCGUGCACGUGUGUGCUGUCGCUGUGUCGGUGUGCGUCGUGGGUGCUGCUUAGACUUGCGGUCAUGUCGGGAAAAUUUCGAAAGCCGUUGGCUGUGAAAGCGAAAACGCGACGGAUUGGGAAAGGACAGAGUAGUUCUUCCAACCCGAGUCAACGAAAAUUCCGUCUAGCAGCUAAAAACAAAUCGCAAGGAGUUGUCACCGGUGUCGCCAGUCCCAAAGGUGAACUCACUGUUCAACGUCUGCAACAUCAUGACAGCUGUGUAGAUGCCUCUCAUAGCUCAGAGUCUGUUCUGGACGCUCUGGAGGUUCAGACUGUAGCGAGUGAUGGAGGCUUCACUGCAGAAUCUGGAUGGACAAGUGCCUCAACGGUCGCAAUGGCACGGUUCCUCUCCCACUGGGACCACAAGUCAGCAUUGCAUCAGGAAAUGAUGGCUCUGUAUGCUGCUGCCACAGAAGUUAUCCGGAUGAGCGGUGGCCAGGCUUCGGACACGGAGUAUUUUGCAGUUCUGAUGACGACGCUGGAAUCUGUUGACACAGACCUCAAGAGGACUGCUGCUGCAGCACUGCUGGCCAUCUUCGCCAGCAGAUUGCCGACGGCAGUUCUGCGCAAGAAAUUUUCAUGGAUCACGACCAUGUGCAUCAACUUCCUGCAGUCUUACUCCAACACUACUCAUGUGAUGCUCCUGCGAAAUCUGCUAAGCUUGUUGGCUACCUGUCUGAAAUCUUUGGAGAUAGCUGCCUGGAAUGAUUCUUCCACUAUUCAAGUCUUCAGUGCAAUGUUCCCCUUCAUCACGGACAGCAAACCAAAGCUGCGGAAGUUUGCACAGAGGGCCAUUUGCAGAGUCCUCGUAGGAAGUGCAUUCCAGACAGGUGCUCCAGUCGCACAUCCAGCGUCACCGGCGGUUGCCGACUUCUGCAUCAAGCUGAUUGAAACAGCUUCGGCCACUUCCCUGCCUGUGUCUACGCUCCAUGCGUUUGGCUUCCUGAAGGGUGCCCUGGCACACUUCCCGCAAGCUCAGAUCAAAGCUACGUGCGAGACUCUUCUUCAAGUCAUGGCUGUGGGACACCCGACAGUCGUUCGUUGUGGGAUGCUGACUCUUCAAAGUUUUUUCGGCUCGAAGCCCUCGCCUACAGCCUUGGUACCUGAGCUGAAUGCCCAGUUGGUCAAUGCUCUCUAUGACUACCAGCCUCGGAUCCACGAUGCCAAACUGCUCGAUGUGUGGCUUGGGAUGAUGCAGGAAGCAUUCCUGAAUCUACAGCGGCUCUCGGAUAAACUCUUCCUGAGCAACCUCCCGAAAUUUGUCGGCCUGGCUGUCAACUGCUGGCGAUGCGAUAAGACGUCUGUCCAUUACACAGUGGCCUCUGUUCUCACGGCACUGGUGCAAAAGGGCCUUGAGCCAUGCAUCAUUAAACUGACACCCGCUGAGGUGGCAGCAAUGGAUGGCAGAAGUGCAUUGCCCUGCGUGAAAGUGAUAGAGCAGCUGCACCGAGCCUUGCACUACCAGUUCUCUCCUGUCUGGGACCAGGUCCUCUUUGUGUGGGCAGCAUGCUUUGAGGUGCUGGGCAAGCUCUUCCAUUCCCACAUGAAGGAGUCAUUGCGCUUGAUGGGCGAGAUGCGUGACUCAUCGAGCUCCCAGAACAACGCAGUCAUUGAAAGGGCCAUCGGCUCUGCCAUCAAAACAAUGGGGCCGGGACCCGUGCUGGAGACCAUCCCACUGAAGCUCAUGGGAGUAGAUGGCCCCCUCGACUUUGAUCGAAGUUGGCUCCUGCCCAUCUUGAGGGACAACGUGAGGAACACGCAGCUAGCAUUCUUUGCAUCAUACUUCCUGCCACUAGCAGAGGCUCUCCACAAACAAGUGGAAAAGCAGGACCAGAGCCUGGCCAUUGUGAAGACCUACGAGGUUCUGGAGAAGCAGGUUUGGUCUCUGCUCCCAGGAUUCUGCACAGGGACAACGGAUGUUCAGGAGUCUUUUGCUGGGAUUGCCCGGACACUUGGCAUCUACUUGAAUACCCGUCCAGAUUUAAGAUUGGAGAUCAUGUCGGGGCUUCGCCUCCUGAUCAACACAAGUAAUAACAAUGCUGAACACACGCGGGAGCUGAGCACGUACGCCAAGAACUUCCUCCCAAUCUUCUUCAACAUCUACACCACCGAGACAUCGAGCCUCACAGAGGAGGGUGUCCGCCUGGCUGCUUACGACACUAUCAAAGUGUUUGUCAGCAUUGCAGAUGAUGUGCUUUGCACACAACUUUUCUUGAACGCCUCCAAGAAGCUGUCGGCAGAGGGUCUGACCCCGUUUGGCAAGCACGCCAUUCUAGACCUGGCGAGGUCUCUUGUCUGCAAAAUGAGCACUGAAAAUGUGGAGCGGCUGUACCUCAUGGCAAAGUCGGAAGUUGGGAACGCUGAGCGCAGAAUUCAGAAAAAGGCCUACCGAGUCCUGGAGGAAGUGUGUCGCGGCCCCACCCCCGCCUGCAAAGCAUUUCUGGAGAACAAUGUGGCAGACCUCAAGGCUCUUCUCCUGGACAACCUGAGGACGACCAAACCUGGAUCAAGAGCGCCACGUCUACGAUGUCUGGGGUUGCUGCUUGACAACCUGAGUGUGGAGCACAAGGCAUUUGCAUCUUCAGUCCUCAGUGAGGCUGUGCUUUGUGUCAAAGUGAAUGCCAACAAGGUGCGCCAGGCAGCUUUGGAAGUGAUCCUUGGGGUGGGCAAGGCCUUCGUACGCUGGCAACUGGAGGACCCCAGCGGUGCCAUCAAAGAUCUGCUGUCGCAACUGACGGCGGGCUUCACUGGAAGUGCAUACCUUGUCAGCUGUACUGUCCUGGCUCUUUCCAAUGUGCUGCACCAAUUCAAGGGACAGUACAGUCCUGAAGUGCUGAAGAGCAUCAUCGGAGCCGUAGAUAUCUUGAUGGGGUCGCACAACCGGGAGAUCGUUCAGGCCGCCCUGUACUUCGUCCGAAUGCUCUUCGUCAUCCUUGACUCUCAAGAACUGUCUAUGAACUUGCAGCACCUGGUGUCUCGCCUCUGCAGUAUUUCCGGGGAUAUCCAGAAGCACUUUAGGAUAAAGCUACGGAACAUCUUUGUCAAGCUCAUCCGAAAGUUUGGGUAUGAGACUAUUGUGGGCAUGCUUCCCGAGACGCACCGCAAGCUGGUCUCCAACAUCCGCAAAGUCGAGGAGCGCAAGAAGCGUCGAAAACAACAGCAUGGGGAUCAUGAUGAGGAAUCUGGCAAUGAAGACUUGGAAAAGGAGGAAAUUGCUGCUGCAAAGACCGGCACAGAAGGGAUUGAGGAGAUUCUGCGAGACACCAGUGACGAAGAGGACUCCGACGAUGAAGUCGACCGGAGGAAGAAGAAGAAGGCACUCCGAAAGAGCACUCGGGCCUGGAUUGAAGAACAAGGGGAAAAUGACAUUGUUGACUUCCUUGACGCAUCGGCUGGCAAGAAAAUCACGUCAACUGAUCCCAAGAGUGCUCCAAAGAGAAAGGGCAAAUGCAGCUUUGAUGUGACUGAAGAUGGUCGGCUCUUGAUUGUCGAUGAGCGAUUGAAACCUAGGAAGAAAGAAGAAUCUGCAAGCGAUGUCGAAGAGGAUGCCAAUGACCUGCUGGAAGCUCUGUCCCACUACAAACAGAAUCCAAAGCUUAGGCAGAGCACUGAUCUGAGUGCCGGAGAAGGAACUUCGGGUACAUCCAGGGCAGGUGAAAGUGCCCCCCCAAAGAAGAGGAAGGCUGCAGAUGCCAAGGGCGCCUCUGGAGACAGGAAGAAGGGGAGGUUUGAACCCUAUGCUUAUGUACCAAUGAACCGGAAAGCGCUCAAUAAGAGGUUCAAGAAGUCUCAAGAGUUCAAGAACAUCAUCAAGGCAGCUCAGAAGGGUGCAAAAAAAGGCCAAAAGAAAGCAGGGCGAGCAAAAAAGUGACCUAGAGCCUAGUUAGAAUUGUGCGUAUCUAAAGCUUAAAAAUAUUGUGUUCAAUGGCAUGGCUUUCAGGUGUAAGCUGCGCUCCUGUUUUUGCAAUGAAGUUCCGUAAGCCAGAGAAUGGCCUUGCCAAACCGAUUGUACACAGCCUUGAAAUAACAAAACAAAAAGAAUGAGACAUUUCACUUCCCAAUCAGAGAGCGUCUUCAUUUUGCUUUAUGAGUACUGAAGAUACUCCCUGUAUGGGAAGCCUAGUCAUCUUAUAGUUUUAUUAUGUCAAGUUGGUGUAUUAAUGUUUUUAAAACCUAUUUCCCUUAACUAACAAAUAAUUUAAAAACAUGGCAUCGGAUAAAAUCUGUUGAGAUGCAGAUUUCAUGAGCACAUUUGACAUAUGCUUACUGGCAAGCACAUAAACUGAACCAUUGAAGUUAAUGGCAGUGUCUAGAAUUCAAGAAUAUGUUUCUUCUACAACAUUAAUAAAGCCUAUAAUAAAAAAAUA